UUACACGAUGAUAGUGAUACAAAAAAUAAUAAUAUUUUUAAAAAACCUGAAACACAGUGGGUGGAUAUGGUAAAGUGCACGUGUCUUGUCCUGAUUCGUAGAUGUACGCUGAACAGAUUACGCAAAGGCAAAAGUCCGGUUUUGCAUUCCACCAUCCCUGCAAACGCUUCUGAGGUUUAAAUGGUUGCAUCCACUGCCAUGACUACUUUGUAAUGUCCAUUCAAUAACAUGUUUUGAGAUUUUGUUUGAGAAAACAUGUCACUGGUUGCCAAUGUCAUUCCCCGGCAGAAUAUUCUGCAUACCAACUCAUUUCUCAGUGUGAGAUUAGAUCUGUACUUAAACAAACCACUUCUGUCUAAAAUUUCCCACUUAGUUUUCAGCUCAGUUCGUAACUACGGUCAUGAAAAACUAUAUCUUGGUGGGAUAAGAAUUGAACCUGUUAUGAAAAUCGGACACGAUUUCUUCCCUGGUAAAAUUGGAGUUGCUGUCGACGAGUAUCAACAAGAUGUGCCUGAUGAAGACGAUGAUGUGUGUCCGGUUGAAUGUGUGAGAGAAUUCAAGACUGAUGAAGAGUUCAUUAGAAUUUUAGAAAAGUCUAAAGGGACUGAUACUCUGGUUGUGGUGGAUUUCUUCCGAACCUCUUGUGGAAGUUGCAGGUAUAUAGAACAAGGUUUUGCAAAGUUGUGCAAGAAAUCUGGUAGCCAUGAUGCUCCUGUUAUGUUUCUAAAGCAUAAUGUAAUUGAUGAGUAUGAUGAAGAAUCCGAGGUUGCCGAUCGACUUAGAAUCAGGGCAGUACCUCUCUUCCACUUCUACAAAGAUGGGAAAUUGUUGGAAGCAUUCCCAACCAGAGAUAAAGAAAGGAUUAUUGCUGCCAUCCUCAAGUACUCGUCUCUUGAAGCAGAAGAUAUUUUGAGCUAAAUUCAAGCUCAAGAGAUGGUGUCACGGCACCCUUGCGACUGUCGUAUGGAUAAAUUGGUCUUUGUGUGCAACAACAUUCUGUAUUUAUACUUGGAAUAAAAUACUGUAGUCCUCCUCUCAGCCUGAUUCACUUUGUUGGGAAGUAUCCAGUGGAGUUUUUAAUGUCCAUCUCCACUAGACAUUAUAAAAGAAAAGGAGUAAUACCCUUGAAUGGUUGCAAAUACUAGUAAGAUGAGUCUGGCUGUUAAAGUGAUUCAAAACUCAAUUGAGUACAUGUAAAUUUGAUUUCAUUUAUGUUGAAAAUAAAAUAGAUAUUUUGAUUAGCUUUUUAAA
This is a messenger RNA of Vicia villosa (hairy vetch), 1251 nucleotides long. Its product is annotated as thioredoxin-like 4, chloroplastic. The record is from RefSeq and is a predicted model, not a curated record. Gene Ontology annotation, cellular component: chloroplast. Lineage: Eukaryota; Viridiplantae; Streptophyta; Magnoliopsida; Fabales; Fabaceae. The coding region runs from base 256 to 918 and encodes 220 amino acids. The transcript is spliced from 4 exons.